This is a messenger RNA of Alternaria atra, 1251 nucleotides long. RefSeq lists its product as uncharacterized. The transcript has 4 exons. Bases 1 to 1251 code for a protein of 416 amino acids. The record is from RefSeq and is a predicted model, not a curated record. NCBI's taxonomy places the organism in Eukaryota, Fungi, Ascomycota, Dothideomycetes, Pleosporales, Pleosporaceae.
AUGGGCGAAGAGUUCGCUCCACCUCCAGGUUUCGUUGCUUGGGGUCCCUUUGUCCGCGACAAUUACACGCUCAUACGUGUGACUCGCGCAGAUCUGGCUGUAGCGGCUGCAGCGUUUGGUCUGGCCAACUUCUUCGCCAUAAUCGGAGCUUUCAUCGCCUUCAGACAGACAAAAUCAUGUCGAUGCCCAAAGACCAGCGUAUAUAUCUGGAUGAUCUGGUUAGAGAUCGCUGCUUCGGUGGCUAUCUCCGUCGAGUGCUUGUUGUAUUUGUUAAGGAUUAUAAGGCCCAGCUUCUACUUUUUCAUGUCUGUCUUGCUAUGCUGGGUUAUUCAGAUUCAGCUGCUACCUCAGAUCAUCAUCAAUCGUAUUCGUAUCAUCCUCCAAGACCGGGGACGGGGACGGCGUCUGAUAAUAGGCGCCGCAAUCUACGUGACCUUGAUCAAUAUCAGCGUGUUCAUAAUCUGGAUACCUGCGCGGCUUCAGAUCAGCCCAAGAUGGGUUCACAUCAACGCCAUCUGGGAUCGUACCGAAAAGGUGCUAUUCCUUCUCCUUGACGGGUAUCUCAAUUGGUACUUCAUCCACGUUGUAAACGCAGACCUGGUGAAGAAUGGCUUGAGCAAGUACAAUCGCCUGGUUCGUUUUAACAAACGUAUGAUCGUCGUCUCUCUCCUGCUGGACGUUAUGAUUAUUGGUGCGAUGAGCACACCAAAUGGAUUUGUCUACGCUAUGUUCCACCCGCUCGCAUACCUAGUUAAGCUCAACAUCGAGAUGUCGAUGGCGCAUCUCAUCAGGACCAUCGCCUUGGGCCAUCCUCACCCUAACAAUGACCCUUCACUACUGAUGACUUUCUCAUCUUCACCCGGCGAAGACAUAUUUAACACCAACAUGUUUGCGGAAGUACCGCAACAACGACAUUCGCUCAUUCGGGGUUUGUUCGGCAGCGAGCAUGUCAUUUUUUCGCAGGAAGAUAAUCGCACAAGAAUUGCCAGAGACAGUUCGACACUCAGCGCAUCGAUGCCUGACUACGAACUGCCAUCUCGGAUACCUAGGAUCGACAAGGAACCCGACACUAUUGCUGGCGAUAACCCCAGUUCUAAUGAAGACAAGAGGGUUAACAAAAUACAUGAAGAUUACUGUGGCUGGGACAGCGGCGUCUCGAGCAGGACUAGGGAUACGGAGGAAGGGCAGGACGUUCCUAUGCCCGAGGCAGCUCACCUACCUGCUCGACAUUAUAUGUCGGAUCUAGACUGA